This is a messenger RNA of Glycine soja, 1841 nucleotides long. RefSeq names its product transcription termination factor MTERF15, mitochondrial-like. Bases 140 to 1342 code for a protein of 400 amino acids. The record is from RefSeq and is a predicted model, not a curated record. The transcript is spliced from 2 exons. Gene Ontology annotation, biological process: regulation of DNA-templated transcription; chloroplast organization. Gene Ontology annotation, cellular component: chloroplast. Gene Ontology annotation, molecular function: double-stranded DNA binding. Lineage: Eukaryota; Viridiplantae; Streptophyta; Magnoliopsida; Fabales; Fabaceae.
CCUACUGGUCUCCCAGUGUCGUUAGGUUACCUUCACUAUUCUUAAGCAAUUCGACAACACCGUACAGUACUUGCUUCGACUUACUGUAUUGUGCGUUGCAUUGCCCCUUCAUCACAUCAUCAACAACGUUCACUGGUAAAUGGUGCGUAAUUUUCUUCUCAUUGCAAGAUUAACUGCAUCGUUCACACACCACAGAAGUACCCCAAUCCAAUUGGGUUCUAUGCUGCAACACAAACACAAUGCUUCAAUUUUUUUCUUCAAUUCCUUCACUUCAGGAAUCUCUUCUGAUUCUGAAUCAGAUGAUGAAAACCACCACAAAGGUGACACCUUUACUGUGUCUUACCUCAUCAACUCAUGGGGGUUGUCCCCAAGACGGGCCAGGGAAAUCUCCAACAGGAUCAAUUUGAAAAACCCAGAUGGCCCAAACGCUGUUAUUGAUCUUCUCAACAACUAUGGGUUUGAAAAAACCCAUCUUGCAAAACUUGUGGAGAGAAAGCCCUCAGUGCUUCUUGCGGAUGCAGAGAAUACCCUUUUGCCUAAACUCAAGUUCUUCCGUUCUAUUGGGAUUUCCAACACUGACAUGCCUAAAAUCCUAAUUGCUAGCCAUAAUAUGUUGUUCAGAAGCUUGAACAAAUGCCUCAUUCCACGGUAUGAGAUCCUAAAGAGUGUACUUCGUGACAAAGGGGAAGUUGUUAGAGCUUUGAAAAAUGCCCCAUUUAGUUUUACGUAUGGUGACAUGAUGAAACGCUUGGUUCCAAACAUUAGGGUUUUGAGGGAAUCUGGUGUGCCUCAAGGUUCCAUUUCUUAUCUGUUGAUGCAUUCUGGGACUCUAGCCUACAGGGACCAUUCCAAAUUUGUGGAAGCUGUCAACACUGCUAAGGAAUUUGGGUUUAAUCCUUUGAGAAGAACUUUUGUCGUGGGUGUUGAAGUUCUUGCCAUUAAGAGAUGGGAAUCAAGGUUUGAGGUUUAUGAGAGGUGUGGCUGGAACCGCGAAAUAGCUCUUCGAGCAGUUCGAAAGUUUCCCAGUGUUGUGAAGUUGUCAGAGGAAGUGUUUAUAAAAAAAAUGAGUUUUCUAGUGAAGGAUAUGGGUUGGCCAUCAGAAGAUAUUGCUGAAUAUCCUCAAGUUGUAACGUACAACUUGGAGAAGAGGAUUAUCCCUAGAUUCUCGGUAAUCAAAAUGUUGAAAUCAAAAGGUCUGCUCAAGAAUAAUUUGCACUUUAGUGGCAUUAUUUGCAUAACCGAGGCGAAGUUUUUGAAGAAAUUUGUCAUUAGUUUUCAGAAAGAUUUGCCUUUCUUGCCAGAUUUCUACAACAGUUUGGCAAAUCAACAGAAUGUAUUAUAGGCUUUGAAGGCUUUUGCUGGUUUCAAUGUGGAGAAUAUGAACCAGUACAAGAAUGUUAUAAUAUCAUUAAUGCGGAUAAUUUGCUUUAUGGGAGGCUCCAUUAAUGCAUACCAGUUAGGCGUUCUCAUUGAGAAUAAUCUUGUAUUCAUGACAUAUAGAAUUUCACGAGUUCGUAAAAAACAUGCUUAAUACGUAAUGAUACAUUCCCCAUGUAUCAUGUAUGCAUGUGUCUAAGAUGAAGAAGCACUAUUGAAUGUUCAGUUUCCAAUUUUGGUUAAUUGUCAAAUUUGAAACAUGAUCAGAAUCAGUUGAACAUCGAAACUACUUUUUAAAGAAGAUAAAUUCCCGUGGGAAAGGAGGCUAGGUCUCCCAGGUGUUAAGUAGUGUGUAGUAUAAAAGUUUAGUGUGAUUAGUUUGAUUAGUAAGUGGACAACUACUACAAGUAGUGUGUAAUAAUAUUAUGUUAAAUAGUUAAUGAGAAUAAUUCAUUUUUUCAUCA